Molecule: messenger RNA, 4069 nt
Organism: Myotis myotis
Lineage: Eukaryota; Metazoa; Chordata; Mammalia; Chiroptera; Vespertilionidae
Gene: OPLAH
Product: 5-oxoprolinase, ATP-hydrolysing
Exons: 27
Coding region: 169-4035 (1288 amino acids)
Biological process (GO): glutathione metabolic process
Cellular component (GO): cytosol
Molecular function (GO): 5-oxoprolinase (ATP-hydrolyzing) activity
Source: RefSeq, a predicted model, not a curated record
CCGGGACUGGUCGGGCGGGGGGCGGGGGCGGGCCCGCUUCCGGGCCGAACGGUGCGGGUGUGGGCGGUGCGUGCAGCCGGGACAGACGGCGAGAGACGCGCAGCCACCCGGCCAGUGUUCCCAGGACUGCAGCCUGAGGAGUUCCUGCUGGACUCCAGCCCCGUCGCCAUGGGCAGCCCCGAGGGGCGCUUCCAUUUUGCCAUCGACCGCGGAGGCACCUUCACGGACGUCUUUGCCCAGUGCCCAGGGGGGCAUGUGCGGGUCCUGAAGCUGCUCUCAGAGGACCCUGCCAACUACGUGGACGCCCCCACGGAGGGCAUCCGCCGCAUCCUGGAGCAGGAGGGGGGCGUGCUGUUGCCGAGGGACCGGCCUCUGGACACCAGUCGCAUCGCCAGCAUCCGCAUGGGCACCACGGUGGCCACCAACGCGCUGCUGGAGCGGCAGGGGGAGCGGGUGGCACUGCUGGUGACCCGCGGCUUCCGAGACCUGCUGCACGUGGGCACCCAGGCCCGGGAGGACCUCUUCGACCUGGCCGUGCCCAUGCCCGAGAUGCUGUACGAAGAGGUGCUGGAGGUGGAUGAACGAGUGGUGCUGUACCGUGGGGAGCCAGGCUCCGGGACGCCUGUCAAAGGCUGCACGGGGGACCUGCUGGAGGUGCAGCGGCCCGUGGACCUGGGGGCCCUGCGCGGGAAGCUGGAGGGGCUCCUGGCCCGCGGCAUCCGCAGCCUGGCCGUGGUCCUCAUGCACUCCUACACGUGGGCCCAGCAUGAGCAGCAGGUGGGCGCGCUGGCCCGGGAGAUGGGCUUCACACACGUGUCGCUGUCCUCGGAGGCCAUGCCGAUGGUGCGCAUCGUGCCAAGGGGGCACACGGCCUGUGCCGACGCCUACCUCACCCCCGCCAUCCAGCGCUACGUGCAGGGCUUCUGCCGGGGCUUCCAGGGCCAGCUCAAGGACGUGCAGGUGCUGUUCAUGCGCUCCGAUGGCGGCCUGGCGCCCAUGGACGCCUUCAGUGGUUCCCGCGCGGUGUUGUCCGGCCCCGCUGGGGGUGUGGUUGGCUACUCUGCCACUACCUACCAGGCCGAGGGUGGCCAGCCUGUCAUUGGCUUUGACAUGGGAGGCACAUCCACCGACGUGAGCCGCUACGCGGGGGAGUUCGAGCAUGUCUUUGAGGCCAGCACGGCGGGCGUCACCCUCCAGGCCCCCCAGUUGGACAUCAACACCGUCGCAGCUGGUGGGGGCUCCCGCCUCUUCUUCAGGUCUGGCCUGUUUGUGGUGGGGCCGGAGUCUGCAGGAGCCCACCCUGGCCCCGCCUGCUACCGUAAAGGGGGCCCCGUGACCGUGACGGAUGCUAAUCUGGUUCUGGGCCGCCUGUUGCCUGCCUCCUUUCCCUGCAUCUUUGGGCCGGGAGAGGACCAGCCUCUGUCUCCGGAGGCCUCCCGAAAGGCCCUGGAGGCUGUGGCCACCGACAUCAACAGCUUCCUGACCAACGGGCCUUGCCCCGCCUCCCCACUGAGCCCAGAGGAGGUGGCUAUGGGGUUUGUGCGUGUGGCCAAUGAGGCCAUGUGCCGGCCCAUCCGUGCCCUCACGCAGGCACGAGGUCACGACCCCUCGGCACAUGUGCUGGCCUGCUUUGGAGGAGCUGGCGGGCAACAUGCCUGUGCCAUCGCCCGGGCCUUGGGCAUGGACACUGUGUACAUUCACAGGCACAGCGGGCUGCUGUCAGCACUGGGGCUGGCGCUGGCCGACGUGGUGCACGAGGCCCAGGAGCCCUGCUCCCUGCCCUACGUGCCCGAGACCUUCAUGCAGCUGGACCAGAGGCUGAGCCGGUUGGAGGAGCAGUGCGUGGACGCCCUGCGGGCCCAGGGCUUCCCCAGGUCCCAGAUCCACACCGAGGGCUUCCUGCACCUGCGCUACCAGGGCACGGACUGUGCCCUGAUGGUGUCCGCCCACCAGCACCCGGCCACUGCCCGCUCUCCCCGCGCUGGCGACUUCGGGGCAGCGUUCGUGGAGAGGUACAUGAGGGAGUUCGGCUUCGUCAUCCCUGAGCGGUCGGUGGUGGUGGACGAUGUGCGGGUGAGGGGCACUGGCUGCAGUGGCCUUCGCCUGGAGGACGUCGCCAAAGCCCAGAUGGGGCCCCCUCGGGUAGACAAGAUGACCCAGUGCUACUUUGAGGGGGGCUACCAGGAGACCCCCGUGUUCCUGCUGGGAGAGCUGGGCUAUGGGCACAAGCUCCAGGGACCCUGCCUGAUCAUCGACAGCAACAGCACCAUCCUGGUGGAACCGGGCUGCCAGGCAGAGGUGACUGAGACCGGGGACAUCCGCAUCUCGGUGGGGGCCGAGACCCCCGGCACGGUGGGCGCCCAGCUCGACCCCAUCCACCUGUCGAUCUUCUCCCACCGCUUCAUGAGCAUCGCGGAGCAGAUGGGCCGCAUCCUGCAGCGCACGGCCAUCUCCACCAACAUCAAGGAGCGCCUGGACUUCUCCUGCGCCCUCUUCGGGCCCGACGGGGGGCUGGUCUCCAACGCUCCCCACAUCCCUGUGCACCUGGGCGCCAUGCAGGAGACCGUGCAGUUCCAGAUCCAGCACCUGGGGGCUGACCUGCACCCUGGAGAUGUGCUGCUGAGCAACCAUCCCAGCGCCGGGGGCAGCCACCUGCCAGACCUGACGGUCAUCACGCCGGUGUUCUGGCCGGGUCAGACUCGACCUGUGUUCUACGUGGCCAGCCGCGGGCACCACGCCGACAUUGGGGGCAUCACCCCAGGCUCCAUGCCCCCACACUCCACCGCCCUGCAGCAGGAGGGCGCUGUCUUUCUGUCCUUUAAACUUGUCCAGGGAGGCGUGUUCCAGGAGGAGGCGGUCACCGAGGCCCUGCAGGCCCCAGGCAAGAUUCCCGGCUGCAGUGGGACUCGGAACCUGCACGACAACCUGUCAGAUCUCCGGGCCCAGGUGGCAGCCAACCAGAAGGGCAUCCAGCUGGUGGGGGAGCUCAUCGGGCAGUACGGCCUGGAUGUGGUGCAGGCCUACAUGGGCCACAUUCAGGCCAACGCGGAGCUGGCCGUUCGGGACAUGCUUCGUGCCUUUGGGUCCUCCCGGCAGGCCCGGGGCCUGCCUCUGGAGGUGUCUGCCGAGGACCACAUGGACGAUGGCUCCCCCAUCAGACUCCGCGUGCAUAUCAACCUGAGUCAGGGCAGCGCGGUGUUUGACUUCAGCGGCACGGGGCCUGAAGUGUUUGGCAACCUCAACGCACCGCGGGCCAUCACGCUGUCUGCCCUCAUCUACUGCCUGCGCUGUCUGGUGGGCCGCGACAUUCCGCUCAACCAGGGCUGCCUGGUACCGGUGCGCGUCGUGAUUCCCAAAGGCUCCAUCCUGGACCCUUCCCCGGAGGCGGCCGUGGUGGGCGGCAACGUGCUCACGUCGCAGCGCGUGGUGGACGUCAUCCUGGGGGCCUUUGGGGCCUGCGCCGCCUCCCAGGGUUGCAUGAACAACGUGACCUUGGGAAACGCGCACAUGGGCUACUACGAGACGGUGGCGGGCGGCGCGGGCGCGGGCCCCGGCUGGCACGGGCGCAGCGGCGUGCACAGCCACAUGACCAACACGCGCAUCACGGACCCCGAGAUCCUCGAGAGCAGGUAUCCGGUCAUCCUGCGCCGCUUUGAGCUGAGGCUGGGGUCCGGGGGCCGCGGCCGCUUCCGGGGCGGCGAUGGUGUGGUCCGCGAGCUGCUGUUCCGGGAGGAGGCGCUGCUGUCCGUACUGACGGAGCGCCGCGCCUUCCGGCCCUACGGCCUCCACGGGGGUGAGCCCGGUGCCCGCGGCCUAAACCUGCUGAUCCGCAAGGACGGCAGGACGGUGAAUCUGGGCGGGAAGACGUCGGUAUCCGUGUACCCCGGGGACGUGUUCUGCCUCCACACGCCAGGUGGCGGGGGCUACGGGGACCCCGAGGACCCCGUCCCACCGCCCGGGUCGCCCCCGCAGCCCCCCUCCUUCUCCACGCGCGGCAGCGUCUACGAGUACCGCAGGGCCCAGGAGGCUGUGUGAGGGAGGCCCCGCAAUAAAGAGCCACUCAAUCGUC